This is a messenger RNA of Pieris macdunnoughi, 2808 nucleotides long. NCBI's taxonomy places the organism in Eukaryota, Metazoa, Arthropoda, Insecta, Lepidoptera, Pieridae. The record is from the annotation of a GenBank genome assembly.
AUGAAAGAAAAAUGGAACUUUAUUUUAUAUCUUAUUUGGUUUUCCUAUUUGAUAAUGUCAGCGACAUUAAUGUUUGGACACGGUUUCUUACUAUCUCGUAAAACCCUAAGUGAUGUAUCUGAAUGUGUCGGACAAGAUUUAAUUCAAUGUGACAAAAAGUCUGGUGCUUCGACAGUUUGCAGUGAAUCUGAAAGAAUUGAGCGUAUAUUGAAUAAUCCUGGGUCACCUUUAAUUUGUCCACUGGUGUCAAGGAGGGUUGUACUUAUAUUGGUUGAUGCACUUCGUUAUGAUUUCACCGAGUACAAUCCUAAUUUAGAAAACCCUUUACACUAUCAAAACCGACUGCCCGUGAUUUACAAAACAUUAAAAAAAUGGCCAGAAAAGACACGUAUAUUCCGCUUUAUGGCAGAUCCACCAACUACAACUUUUCAGAGAGUAAAGGCCUUAGUGACAGGAUCUCUGCCCACUUUUGUAGAUGCUAGCUCAAAUUUUGCAGCAAUGGAGUUACACGAAGAUAACAUAAUUGAUCAGGUAACCAAAAGUGGUGGUCAUGCUGUAUUAUUAGGAGAUGACACCUGGGCACGCUUGUUGCCUCAGAGAUGGCUAAGAUCUCAUGCCCUUUACUCGUUUCAUACUUGGGACUUGGAUACUGUUGAUACUGAAGUGGAUUCCAAAAUUUAUGAUGAACUGAAAAAGAAUGAUUGGAACAUAUUGUUAGCUCACUACUUGGGUGUAGAUCAUGCAGGUCAUAGAUAUGGGCCUAACCACGCAGAAAUGGCUCGGAAACUUAAUGAAACAAAUUCAAGACUUGAGAAAAUUAUAGAUGUUUUGCCUUCUGAUGCAAUAAUGUAUGUUAUUGGUGAUCAUGGAAUGACUGAGACAGGUGACCAUGGUGGGGAGACUAAGGCAGAAAGAACGGCUGCAAUGUUUGCCUACUAUAAGGGUGGGUUAGCUGGCGAUGGAGAGGAAACUGCUCCAGGGAGGGAAAUACAACAAACUGAUUUGGCACCUACUGUGUGUGCUGCUUUAGCACUGCCACCUCCAGCACCAUCUUUAGGGAAUGUGUUGUUGCCAUUACUACCUCAUAUGAAGCCAUCAAACACCUUGUUGCAUCUAACUAACAAUUUAAAACAGGUGACUCAAUACUUGGUGAGAUAUGGGGAAGAGUCUCAACAAGUAUCUCUUGAUAGAUUGGCUGAGUUAAUUAAUUCUACAAGAGAUCAAAUUGAAAAGGCAUCGAAUAUAGUUUCGGAAGAGGAUCUCAAAACAUAUGUUGCAGAUGUUAGAACACUCAUGGAUAAUAUUCGCGCCAUCUUUCGUGAAGUCUGGGUCGAGUUUGAUUCGUUGGCCAUGUUGAGGGCUCUACUCUUACUGUUACUAGCCAUAUUUUUCAAUUGGAUUAUUGCUGACGGCAUUUCUAUAGAUCGCAUUCCUCAUGUAUUCUCAAGUUCAUUUGUGCCUACCGGGUUAAUAUCCAUGGCGAUAUGUAUAUCUUUAUGCUACAUGGGCCAUUAUUGGCAGCUAUUCACAGACUUAGAGAGUGCAAUAAUUUUAACGACUGGAUUAAUAUCUGGUGCGGUCACUGGUGCUCUUGUUAUAUUGCACUGGGAUGGAAUUUCGCAGAAAUGGUAUGAGAACCGCACGCCGUUCUAUGAGCGCUUCGCUCGUACGGUUUUAUUCGGUUCCUCUGCGGUUUUGGCAUCAAAUAGUUAUAUCAUAGAGGAGGGUGCCGUUUUAUCGUAUUUAUCGUUGAGCGUUAUUGGACUUAUAGCGUGGAAUAUUGGUAGUUUAAAAGCUUUAGCGUUGUGGGCUGGUUGUGGGUUAGUUUUCGCGUUAACGAGGCCGUAUAGGGGUUGCAGAGAGGAGCAAGGGGACUGUUGGACAGCGGGAGAUAAUUUGAACAGUGGACAAGCGUCGAGGGCGGCGUUGGUAAUUGCGUUGGGUUCGGUGGCAGCUGUAGUUGCGGUUGCUAGGCGACAGGUUUCUUGGAGAGGGUACGGGAUAGUGAUUGCGGGUAUCUUCACGUGUGCGCAUUGGGCGGUUGGCUGGGGUUCUUUAGGAUCGCCUAAUAGAUCUAGGCUGCUUGCACGCGUUGCAUGGCUCUUCAUCGCUGCUAUGUUCGGUCUGUUAUUGAAAAAAGACCGCAAUGGACCGGUGACUCCACUCAUAGUCUGUGGCUUGUUGUUUUAUUUAGCCAAUUGUUUGGUCCUGGGAGCGUCUUACGCGCCUACGGCUGCGCUGGCGUUGAUAUCCGGCUUUUUGAUACUUAACAUGGUGUCAUUGAUGAAGAACGAUGGAUCGUCGAAAUCCUCUUUAUCGUCCCGAAGUAGUUCUACUUUGGCGUGUUUAUGGGCGCUGGUAGCUUCAUACAAUUUCUAUGGUUCGGGACACCACCCUACAUUAAGCCAUAUCAGCUGGACGCCGGUGUUCCACGCUGGUGACCCCAACUACAGCGCAUUUGGCCCAGUCGUCUCCUUCAUACUACUGAUAUUGAAUUUGUUUGGAAUGCCGAUGAUGUUUGGUGCAACAGUUCCACUUUUAGCGUUGUGGGGAAAGAAUGGAGCGAUGGGACCGAGAUCACAAUUAGCUUCCGUCUUCUCGCUGUGCCUCAAAUAUUCAUUGUGUUUUGCUAUACGAGUAUUAGCGUGUGCUUUAUCAGCAACGAUACACUGCCGACAUCUCAUGAUAUGGGGCGUAUUUACACCCAAGCUUAUUUUUGAAUAUGGGGCCUGUGGUGCUGCCCUUUUUGGCUCACUUAUCGGCGCCGCGCUCACGGCCUGGCAUCUAUCACCAAAUAAAUCUAGUUGA